AUGGCAAUGAAGGAAUCCUCAAAGGAAGAGGUUGAACAACAAGUUGAGAACGAGCUUGAGUCCAAGGAGGAGAAAUUGGAGGAGAAGGAGGGCAUUUUCCUCGGCCAUAAAGUUUCAAAAAAUGGCAUUGAGGUUGAUCCGUCCAAAGUUUCGGUGAUUGAGAAAUUGCCCCCUCCUACUUCUAUCACGGGAGUACAUGCUUUUCUUGGGCAUGCCGGUUUCUACCGGAGAUUUAUCAAAGAUUUUUCGUCAAUCGCCAAACCUUUGACCGAAUUACACAAAAAGGAUGUUGCUUUUAAGUUCAAUGAGGCUUGCCUUGAGGCAUUUCGUAAGCUCAAGGAAGCUCUCAUCUCCUCUCCCGUUGUGCAAGCUUCGGAUUGA
Chenopodium quinoa (quinoa) is the source of this 381-nucleotide messenger RNA. RefSeq lists its product as uncharacterized. Bases 1 to 381 code for a protein of 126 amino acids. NCBI's taxonomy places the organism in Eukaryota, Viridiplantae, Streptophyta, Magnoliopsida, Caryophyllales, Amaranthaceae. The transcript has 2 exons. The record is from RefSeq and is a predicted model, not a curated record.